GUGGCGUUUUUAUGACGAUCUGAAAAUGGCGGCGAAUGAUCUACUACAUUAACUUUGUCGUGAAUUCACACAGUGGAGCUCUCUAAAUAAUGCUUACGUUCACUUAGAAUAGUAAAGUUACUAUACGAGUCUAGUCGGAGUGCACAUUUUAAUGGUAAAAAUACACGAGGACUGUUUUAACCGUUGGAUUUUCCCCACUGUGAACCCGAGUUUAAGUCUUGUGGAAAUAUGGUUUUAUUUGAAACUUGAAUCAGGAUUAGCGUAUGUUACUCGAUAAAUAUACGCUAAUUUCUCGCCUCACUCUGUAUGGUUGACUGAAAUAUUAGACGUUGUACAUAUAAGCCGUAUGUAUCAGUAAUAUCCCAUAUAGCUUUGUAAUUUUUAAUAUUUUUACGACGACCGUGUUUCUGGUCUAGUUAGCUGGUGCUCGUUCACGAACGUUAUCCUCAGCAGCGCUUAGCUCGACAACAUAGCUUUCAUUGUGGGUUUAAUAACCUGCUGUUUUUUUCAUGUUAGUGUGAGAUUAUUAUACAAUAGUUUUGUAGUAUUUAAAAGCACGUUGAAAUCGUUAAACACGCUUAUGUGCGAACGAACCUGCUGACGAGUUCGUAACUAUUUGAAAACGGUGAUCUUUUUUAAUAUGCAGCAAGUUUUCAUGUAACGUAGCGUUACUUUGAUUAAACGGACACCGUUAUAAAGAGACCAACACAGUUGGGGCGGUUGUUUCUAACGCGAUAAACUGACAGAAGCGCGUUUCUUGGCUCGCCGCUUGCACAGGCGGGCUGCGCGCGACUCUUCAUCCUGACAAUGGACGAUCUCAAGCCGCGUUACAGCAAGAGACUGCGGUCUGGCACACGGCGGCGUUACCAAGACGAUGGCAUUUCCGACGACGAAAUCGAUGGAAAGAGGACUUUCGAUCUGGAGGAGAAGCUUCACAACAGCCGCUUCAACUCGGACAGAAUCAAACGCAUGGAGGGCAAAGACCUCACAUAUGAGUACAUUCAGAGAUGUGGACUCCGGGACCCCAUCAUUUUUGAGAGACCUGAUGGACUUGGCAUGAAAAUGCCAGAUCCAGACUUCAGUGUAAAUGAUGUGAAGUUGUUUGUAGGAAGUCGGCGUAUGAUUGACGUGAUGGAUGUGGCUACUCAGAAGGGGACGGAGAUGUCAAUGGCGCAAUGGAGACGCUACUAUGAGACUCCUCCCUCUCAGAGAGAGAAACUUUAUAAUGUUAUCAGCCUUGAAUUUAGCCACACUAAACUAGAGAGCCUUGUCAAAAGACCUGCCACGGUGGACAUGAUUGACUGGGUGGACAACAUGUGGCCACGACACUUAAAAGAAAGACAAAGAGAUUCUACAAACACUAUCACGGAGAUGCAAUACCCCAAAGUGCAGAAGUACUGCCUAAUGAGUGUGCAGGGCUGUUACACAGAUUUCCACAUAGACUUUGGAGGCACAUCUGUGUGGUACCACAUACUGUGGGGCUGCAAGGUGUUUUGGUUAAUCCCACCCACGCCACAAAACCUGGAGCUUUAUGAGAACUGGGUCUUGUCAGGGAAACAAGGCGACAUCUUCCUUGGUGACAAGGCCACUGAUUGCCAGAGGAUUGAGCUCAAGCAGGGUUACACAUUCAUUAUUCCAUCAGGUUGGAUCCAUGCAGUGUAUACUCCAGUAGACACACUUGUGUUUGGUGGGAACUUUCUACAUAGUUUCAACAUCCACAUGCAACUGCACAUCUCCAGCAUUGAGGACAGGACACGGGUAAGUCCAGCAUUUUCUGCAACCACCAUUUUCUUGUAUAAC
Messenger RNA from Carassius auratus (goldfish), 1800 nucleotides. Its product is annotated as lysine-specific demethylase 2A-like. NCBI's taxonomy places the organism in Eukaryota, Metazoa, Chordata, Actinopteri, Cypriniformes, Cyprinidae. The transcript is spliced from 9 exons. The record is from RefSeq and is a predicted model, not a curated record. The annotation marks the transcript as partial.